Sinocyclocheilus rhinocerous is the source of this 1340-nucleotide messenger RNA. Its product is annotated as mannose-1-phosphate guanyltransferase alpha-B-like. Gene Ontology annotation, biological process: biosynthetic process. The coding region runs from base 1 to 834 and encodes 277 amino acids. Gene Ontology annotation, molecular function: transferase activity. The record is from RefSeq and is a predicted model, not a curated record. Lineage: Eukaryota; Metazoa; Chordata; Actinopteri; Cypriniformes; Cyprinidae. The transcript is spliced from 9 exons.
AUGAUCGCCAAUAGAACACAAUCGCUGAACUAUGGCUGCAUUGUGGAAAACCAUGAGACAAAUGAGGUGCUCCAUUUUGUGGAGAAACCCAGUACUUUUGUAAGUGACAUUAUCAACUGUGGUAUCUAUUUGUUCACACCAGAUAUUUUUGGCCAGCCACAUUGGGUUUUCCAGAAGAACCAGCAAAUCCAGGAAGAGCUCACUAAUGGCAAGCAGAUGCCAGAGGUGAUUCGGCUAGAACAGGACAUCUUUACAACCCUAGCGGGACAGAAAAAACUUGUUGUCUACAAAACACAGCAUUUCUGGAGUCAGAUAAAGUCUGCAGGGUCAGCAAUAUAUGCUAGUCGUUUGUACCUCAAGCAGUAUCAUCAGUCACAUCCUGAGAGACUGGCCACAAACCAAGACGGAACCCCCAAAAUUAUAGGAGAUGUUUAUAUCCACCCAACAGCAAACAUUGAUCCCUCUGCUGUGUUGGGUCCUAAUGUUUCCAUUGGCAAAGGAGUGAUAAUUGGAGGAGGCGUAAGAGUGAGGGAGUCCAUCAUUUUACAUGGAGCCGUGUUACAGGAUCACUGUUGUGUGUUGAACAGUAUUGUUGGGUGGGACAGUACAGUGGGGAAAUGGGCAAGAGUAGAAGGAACUCCAAGUGACCCCAAUCCCAACGACCCAUAUGCCAAGAUUGACAGCGAGACACUGUUCAGGGAUGGAGGUCUAACCCCAUCCAUCACCAUCCUUGGCUGCAAUGUGAGUAUUCCAUCAGAGGUCAUCAUUCGAAACUCUAUCGUCUUGCCUCAUAAAGAUCUGAACAGGAGCUUCCAAAACCAGAUUAUCCUAUAGAAGACACUUUCCUCUCUCGUUUUUCUAAAUAAACACUGUACAUUGGGUCAUGUAGAAAGUAUGCCUAAAGAUUGCACAAAGUAUUGUUUAUCAUUAUUUCAUGUUUAUGUAUUCGGUAGUUACAGUUCAGAGAAAAGGAGUCCACUUGUGUGGUCAAAUUGUAUUGCAGUAAUAUAGCGUGAAAAAUAUGGUUCAAUGGUGUAUUUUCCUAAUAAUUUUAGGACUGGGAAUUUUGUAUUUAAUAGCUCAUUCUAUGUUGAUACCUUAUACACAUACAGUAACACAACACUAGAUUUUACUUUUAUUUUAGUUUUAUUCCUUAAUUACAAAUCACACAUACCUGUAUUGCCUUUUCAGUAAAAUGAGGAGUGAGCAAUUAAGUAGUUUUUAGAAACUGACAGAUGGUGAAAAGAUGGUGAUAAGGUUUAGUUAAAAAAAAAAAAAAAAAAAAAAAAAGGUUAAGGAUUUUAAUUAUUCCUGUUUUCUAUUGCAACCCUGUAUUAAAA